AUGCUCCCUGCGCCGUCAGUCCGCAAUUCCAGCAGUAGGCCGCUGUCUUCUCGCAUUAUCUUCUAUAUCUCGUUCCUCACCUUUUGUCCUGUCGUUUUAUUUUCAGGGUACACGAGCGAGAAGUCGAGUAUCCUCGUUAUAGGCUUGAGCGUACACACGGCGCCUGUGGAGCUACGGGAGAAGCUCGCGGUGCCGGAGCACGAGUGGCCACGUGCCAUCCACGAGCUGAGCGCGUGUCCGCACAUCGAGGAGGCGGCCGUGCUGAGCACGUGCAAUCGCAUGGAGAUCUACGUCGUAGCGCGGUCGUGGCACAUGGGGAUCCGCGAAGUGACCCAGUGGAUGUCCAAGUCAAGCGGAGUACCAGCCGAAGAACUCCGCCCGCACCUCUUCAUCCUGAGACAACGAGACGCCACCCACCACCUCCUCCGCGUCGCCUCGGGACUCGACUCUCUCGUCCUGGGUGAAGGGCAGAUUCUUGCACAAGUCAAACAAGUCUUCAAAACCUCCCAGGGGAACGUGGGGUUCGGCCGUAAUUUACACGGGCUGUUUAAACAGGCGAUAGAGGCGGGAAAGCGGGUCCGAACCGAGACCAGCAUUGCGUCUGGAGCCGUUUCUGUGAGCUCUGCUGCUGUUGAGCUGACUGCCAUGAAGCUUCCGGAAAACGGGCUGCGGGACGCCCGGGUGAUGAUUGUUGGCGCGGGGAAGAUGUCCCGGCUUUUAGUUAAGCACUUGCUCUCCAAAGGGUGUGAUAAGAUGGUGGUGGUGAAUCGGACAGAGGCGCGAGUGGAGUCACUGAGAGAAGAAUUCCCAGAAGCGAUGCUGGUUUUCCGGCCGUUGUCUGAAUUGCUUGAAGCAGCUGGUGAAGCAGAUGUGGUGUUUACAAGCACAGCUUCAGAGGAGCUGCUUUUCCAUCAGGAUAACGUGCAAGGAUUGCCAUUGGCAGGCGAGCUCACAGCAGGAGUGCGUCAUUUCGUGGACAUUUCCGUUCCGAGAAAUGUUGGAGCGUGCGUCGGGUCUGUGGGUCAUGCACGGGUGUACAACGUGGAUGAUCUGAAAGAAGUCGAGGCGGCUAAUAAGGAGGACAGGAAGAGGAAGGCGCUGGAGGCUGGGGUGAUCAUAGAGGAGGAGAUUCAAGCGUUUGAGGCGUGGAGAGACUCGUUGGAAAGUGUUCCAACAAUUAAAAGGUUAAGGGAGAAGAUCGAGAGCAUUCGGCAGGCAGAAGUGAACCGGGUUCUGGCGAAGCUGGGGCAAGAUGUAACGCCGAAGCAGAGGAAGCUACUAGAGGAGAUGAGCCGAGGGAUGAUGAACAAGAUCCUGCAUGGGCCGAUGACGCAUCUGAGAUGCGAGGGUGGGGAUGUGAGGACAGUUCACGAGAUUCUGGAGAAUGUGAAUGCGAUCGGGAGGAUGUUUGACCUGGCUGCUGAUGAGAUCAUGAUCCCUCAGCUCACUGUGGCAUCCAGUUCCAAUGCUAGGUGA
Messenger RNA from Closterium sp. NIES-65, 1476 nucleotides. The record is from the annotation of a GenBank genome assembly. NCBI's taxonomy places the organism in Eukaryota, Viridiplantae, Streptophyta, Zygnematophyceae, Desmidiales, Closteriaceae.